Molecule: messenger RNA, 1116 nt
Organism: Linum trigynum
Lineage: Eukaryota; Viridiplantae; Streptophyta; Magnoliopsida; Malpighiales; Linaceae
Source: the annotation of a GenBank genome assembly
AUGGCUGACACUAAUGAAAUGAGCUCUGAACAACAGCAACAACAGCGAUUCGGCCUGCCCGGGUUCCGGUUCCACCCGACGGAGGAAGAGCUGGUCGAAUUCUACCUCAAGAACAUGAUCUUCGGCAAGAAGCUCAGCCUCGACGUCAUCGGCUACCUCAACAUCUACCGCUACGAUCCCAGAGAACUCCCCAGAUUGGCGAAGACAGAUGGGGAGAGGGAGUGGUAUUUCUACGUCCCGAGGGACAGGAAGCACGGCAGCAACGGGCGGCCCAACCGGACGACGGAGAGAGGGUUCUGGAAAGCAACCGGGUCGGACCGGAAGAUAUGGCGGCUGUCGGAGCCCAAGAGGCAAAUUGGCCUGAGGAAGACUCUGGUUUUCUAUCAGGGCAGAGCUCCUAGAGGAACCAAGACCGAUUGGGUCAUGAACGAGUACCGCCUCCCUGAUUCCUCUCCUCUUCCCAAGGACAUAGUGUUGUGCAAGAUCUACAGAAAGGCAACUCCUUUGAGAGUCUUGGAACAGAGGGCAGGAAUGGAAGAACAGCAACAGCGAUUCUUAAUGAAUGAGACAAUUUCAGUCAUGGCUGACACUAAGAACUACAACACCAAUUAUAAUAAUAAUCAUACUCCAUUAUCAUCAUCAUCAUCCCCUUCAAUGGACACAGCCACCACCACCAUGUCCAUGUCGCCAGACCCAUGGGCCAUCACAUCCGGCCCACACCAGGACGGCCCACUUCACGAGAUCCUUGGGCCGCCGCCGGCGGUCGGCCUAAACGGAUACAUGCCCUUCAUGAUGAAGACGGAAGAAGCUGCUGAUCUUGCCACUAACUAUAAUGAUGGUGGUAAUUACUUUGGUGAUGAUGGGAUUGGGGACUACAAAACGGUGCCGUCUGCUGCGGACGUGGUUUCGGCUUCUUGCACAUUGCUGCAGCAGUUCCCGCCGGCGGCGGCCGCGGCUGAGGGGAAGGUGAUGAACCAUUGCAAGUUGCCGGAGCUUCAAGUGCCGAACAAGCUGAGCACAACAUUAAUAGGGGAUUGGAGCCAGGACCCUUUCUGCUUGAUCAGUCCUUGGCUUCAUCAGAAUUUGACCCCUUUGGCUACUCUCUUGAACUUGUAG